Molecule: messenger RNA, 216 nt
Organism: Clunio marinus
Lineage: Eukaryota; Metazoa; Arthropoda; Insecta; Diptera; Chironomidae
Source: the annotation of a GenBank genome assembly
AUGAUAAAUUCCAUUAAGGCCAUGGAGCAUUUAACCCACAAACGGCGCAAAAAUUCAGAUAACAUGUUUUUGAUGUUUUCCUCAUCGACCUCACAAUAUAUACGAAAUUUUCCCAAAGUAAAAAGAGAGAAACGAGAUGCUUUAAUGGAUGGAAAUGAGGUUUUAGCUUUAGAUAUUAUGCCAAAUCUUUUCAUGAAUAUUUGGCUUCUUUAUUAG